This is a messenger RNA of Gossypium arboreum, 12063 nucleotides long. Its product is annotated as E3 ubiquitin-protein ligase UPL1. Gene Ontology annotation, biological process: protein polyubiquitination; proteasome-mediated ubiquitin-dependent protein catabolic process; positive regulation of protein catabolic process. The record is from RefSeq and is a predicted model, not a curated record. The transcript is spliced from 16 exons. Gene Ontology annotation, molecular function: ubiquitin-protein transferase activity; protein binding. NCBI's taxonomy places the organism in Eukaryota, Viridiplantae, Streptophyta, Magnoliopsida, Malvales, Malvaceae. Bases 349 to 11637 code for a protein of 3762 amino acids.
AAAUAUUUAGAAUACACUCUUUCUAUAGCUUCUCCAGUUCAUACAAUUCUUCUCCACUUCUCUCUUUUCUCUCUCUUUCUUUGAUCUCAUAAAAAACCCUAAUUUCCGAUCGGGAAUCCCAACUUUUCCCCCAAAUUCACUUCUGAUUAUCAGUCCCACUUUUCUUCCCAAUUUUAGGAUCCUUAUUUGAUCCUCAUAUUUUAACAGUGAUAAUUGAGAAAAAGAAGCCCUAACCUUUUUUAUUUAAUUUUCUAACUUUUUAAAACUCUUCGAUCAAUUCUCGGUUGCUUUGAGAAUUGAUCGAUUCUCUGAAUCUUUAUUUCUUGAAAUGCUCUUUUUUUGCUCAACAUGAAGCUCAAGCGAAGGAGGUAUUUAGAAGUGCCUCCCAAAAUCAGAUCCUUCAUCAAUAGCGUGACUUCUGUGCCGCUGGAAAAUAUAGAGGAACCUCUGAAAGAUUUUGUUUGGGAGUUUGAUAAGGGAGAUUUUCAUCAUUGGGUUGAGCUUUUUAACCAUUUUGACAAAUUUUUUGAGAAGCAUAUAAAACCAAGGAAAGAUUUGCAGGUUGAGGAUAAUUUUUUUGGAUCUGAUCCUCCUUUCCCCAGGGAAGCAGUUCUUCAAAUUCUUCGUGUUAGAAGACUAGUCUUGGACAACUGCACAAAUAAGCAUUUUUAUAGCUCUUAUGAGCAGCAUCUGUCAUCCUUGCUUGCAUCGACUGAUGCUGAUGUUGUCGAGGCUUGCUUGCAAACUUUAGCUGCUUUCUUGAAGAAAACAAUUGGAAAGUACUCUGUCAGAGAUGCAUCUCUGAGUUCUAAGUUAUUUGCACUUGCACAAGGUUGGGGGGGAAAAGAAGAGGGUCUAGGAUUGAUUGCAUGUGCUAUACAGAAUGGAUGCGAUACAGUUGCUUAUGAUCUUGGGUGUACUCUACAUUUUGAGUUCUAUGCAUCAAAUAAGGUCUCUUCCUCUGAACAGUCUACCCGAGGUUUACAAAUUAUUCAUUUACCUAAUAUCAACACUCAUCCAGAGACUGAUUUGGAGCUCUUGAAUAAAUUAGUUGGUGAAUAUAAGGUACCAGCCAAUUUAAGAUUUUCUUUAUUAUCAAGAUUGCGGUUUGCAAGGGCUUUUGGAUCUUUAACAUCUCGGCAGCAGUAUACGCGCAUUCGCUUGUAUGCCUUCAUCGUUCUUGUUCAGGCAAGCAGUGAUACUGAUGACCUUGUUUCUUUCUUCAAUAAUGAGCCUGAGUUUGUCAAUGAAUUAGUUACUUUACUGAGUUAUGAAGAUGCAGUUUCUGAGAAAAUUCGGAUUUUAUGUCUGCUUUCUUUGGUUGCUCUUUGUCAAGACCGAUCCCGCCAACCAGCUGUAUUGACUGCUGUUACAUCUGGUGGACACCGUGGUAUUCUAUCUAGUCUCAUGCAGAAAGCCAUUGAUUCUGUUAUUAGCAAUACCUCAAAGUGGUCUGUUGUGUUUGCUGAGGCUCUACUAUCCCUUGUCACUGCUUUGGUUUCAUCAUCAUCAGGUUGCUCAGCCAUGCGUGAAGCAGGGUUUAUCCCUACUCUUUUACCCCUGCUUAAAGAUACCGAUCCUCAGCAUCUGCAUUUGGUUACUACAUCCAUCAAUAUUCUGGAAGCUUUUAUGGAUUACAGUAAUCCUGCAGCUGCACUGUUCAGAGACUUGGGUGGUUUAGAUGAUACAAUCUCUCGCUUAAAACUUGAAGUUUCUUAUGUGGAAAACAGUCCAAAGCAACUAGUUGAAGACCCUGAUUGUAGUGGGAGGAUUUCACAAGUAGUCGCAGGAGCGUCAACUGAGCUUGAUAAUAUGCAGCCUUUGUAUUCUGAAGCAUUAGUUGCUUAUCAUCGACGGCUACUCAUGAAAGCUUUGUUACGGGCUAUAUCUCUUGGAACAUAUGCCCCUGGAAACACUGCUCGUAUUUAUGGAUCUGAGGAGAGCUUGUUGCCACAAUGCUUAUGUAUCAUAUUCAGACGAGCAAAAGAUUUUGGUGGGGGAGUAUUUGCACUUGCAGCAACUGUCAUGAGUGAUCUAAUUCACAAGGAUCCUACUUGCUUUCCUGUCUUAGAUGCUGCUGGUCUUCCAUCUGCCUUCCUAGAUGCUAUUAUGGAUGGUGUUCUCUGCUCUGCCGAAGCCAUAACAUGCAUACCUCAGUGUUUGGAUGCCUUCUGUCUUAAUACUAAUGGUCUUGCGGCAGUGAAAGAUCGCAAUGCUUUGAGGUGCUUUGUCAAGAUAUUUACUUCUAGAACAUAUUUGCGGUCUCUUACCGGAGAUACUCCUACUUCUUUGUCAAGUGGCUUGGAUGAACUUAUGCGUCAUGCUUCUUCGUUGCGUGCACCUGGAGUGGAUAUGGUGAUUGAGAUCUUGAAUGUUAUACGGAGAAUCGGAACUGGGACUGACACUUCAUCUUUUGCUGCUGAAUCUUCUACCCCUGUUCCAAUGGAAACUGAUGCUGAAGAGCGGAAUUUGAUUCAGCCAGAUGACAGGGAAUCCUCAAGGAGUGAGAGUUCAAAUCAGAUGUCAGAGGUGUCUCCUGAUACUUCUUUAAUGAAUAUUGAAUUGUUCCUUUCCGAUUGUAUUAGCAAUGUGGGCCGUCUUCUUGAAACCAUCCUUCAGAAUGCUGAUACAUGCCGUAUAUUUGUUGAAAAGAAAGGGAUUGACGCUGUCCUGCAGUUGUUUACCUUGCCUUUACUGCCUCUUUCAGCAUCAGUUGGACAGAGCAUUUCUGUUGCCUUCAAGAGCUUUUCACCUCAGCAUUCUGCAUCUCUGGCUCGGGCAGUUUGUUCAUUCCUAAGAGAACAGCUGAAGUCAACAAAUGAACUGUUGGCUUCUAUUGGAGGAACUCAGCUAGCCACUGUUGAAACUGGCAACCAGACUAAGGUUCUGAGAUCUCUUUCUAGUCUUGAAGGUAUAUUGUCUCUUUGCAAUUUUCUUUUGAAGGCCACUACUAGCGUUGUCUCUGAGUUGAGCACUGUAGAUGCUGAUGUAUUGAAAGAUCUUGGGAGGGCAUACAGGGAAAUAAUAUGGCAAAUUUCUUUGUCUAAUGACACCAUGGCUGAUGAGAAGCGGAAAGCUGAUCAAGAGAGUGAGAAUACAGACACUGGUCCAUCAAAUGCUGCUGUUGGAAGAGAAAGUGAUGAUGAUGCUAGUACCCCUGCCGUGAGAUAUAUGAAUCCAGUUUCCAUUAGGAGUGGUUCUCAGUUUCUGGGUGGUGCAGAUCGAGAGUUUCUUUCACUUGUUCGUUCUGGUGAAAGUUUGCACCGUCGUAGUCGACAUGGUUUGUCCCGUUUAAGAGGUGGAAGGAAUGGUCGACACCUGAAUGCUCUGAACAUUGAUUCUGAUUCUUCUCACAGUUUGCCAGAAACAUCAUCAGUCCAGGAUUUGAAAACAAAAAGUCCUGGUCUUCUUGUGAUAGAAAUUCUUAACAAGCUUGCUUUUACAUUGCGGUCCUUUUUCACAGCUCUUGUUAAGGGGUUUACGACACCUUACCGCCGUAGAGCUGAUGUUGGAUCAUUAAGUUCGGCUUCACAGACUCUUGGUAUGGCCCUGGCUAAAGUAUUUCUUGAGGCACUGGGUUUCUCUGGGUAUUCUUCUUCUUCAGGACUUGAUACUUCACUUUCCGUCAAGUGUCGGUACCUUGGGAAAGUUGUUGAUGACAUGGGAGCACUGACAUUUGAUAGUAGGCGGCGAACAUGUUAUACAGGAAUGGUUAAUAAUUUUUAUGUGCAUGGAACCUUCAAGGAGCUACUUACCACUUUUGAAGCUACUAGUCAGUUAUUGUGGACGUUACCCUACUCUAUCCCUACACCUGGUAUUGAACACGAGAAAGCAGGUGAAGCAAAUAAAGUCUCCCAUGGUACAUGGCUGCUUGAUACAUUACAAUGCUACUGCCGUGUGCUUGAGUAUUUUGUUAAUUCUACAUUAUUAUUGUUUGGGAAUUCUACAUCUCAGACUCAGCUGCUUGUUCAGCCAGUUGCUGCUGGCUUGUCAAUCGGCCUCUUUCCUGUUCCUAGGGACCCAGAAACCUUUGUGCGCAUGCUGCAGUCUCAGGUGCUGGAUGUGAUUCUACUGAUCUGGAAUCAUCCUUUGUUUCCUAAUUGUAGUCCUGGUUUUGUGGCUUCUGUUGUUUCUAUUGUCAUGCAUAUAUACUCGGGUGUUGGCGCUGUGAAACGAAAUCGCAGCAAUAUUACAGGAAGUACAAACCAACGUUUCAUGCCCCCAGCACCUGAUGAAGGAACCAUUGCUACCAUUGUUGAGAUGGGUUUUUCUAGGGCUAGAGCAGAGGAAGCCCUCAGACGAGUUGAAACAAAUAGUGUUGAAAUGGCCAUGGAGUGGCUGAUUAGUCAUGCUGACGAUCCUGUGCAAGAGGAUGAUGAACUAGCUCGAGCUCUUGCUUUAUCACUUGGAAAUUCAUCAGAGACAUCCAAAGUUGACAGUGUUGAUAAGCCAAUGGAUGUCAUGACUGAAGAAGGGCGACCUGCAGCACCACCAAUUGAUGAUAUCCUCAAUGCAUCUGUUAAGUUGUUCCAGAGUAGUGAUAACAUGGCAUUUUCAUUGACAGACUUGCUUGUAACACUUUGCAAUCGUAACAAAGGAGAAGACCGUCCAAAAGUGCUAUCAUUUCUUAUUCAGCAGCUGAGGCUCUGUCCAUUGGAUUUUUCCAAGGACUCCAGUGCAUUGUGUAUGAUAUCUCAUAUUGUAGCGCUGCUUCUUUCUGAGGAUGGAAAUACACGUGAAAUUGCUGGCCAGAAUGGUGUAGUACCUGCUGUUCUUGAUAUCUUGAUUGACUUUAAGGCUAAAAAUGACGUGGGAAAUGAAAUUAUGGCACCAAAAUGUAUCAGUGCUUUACUGUUGAUCUUGGAUAACAUGUUGCAGUCCCGUCCAAGAUUGUUUUCUGAGACAGUGGAGGGUACGCAGACAGUAUCUCAGCCAGAUUCAUCUGGGGACCAUGCUUCUUUGACUGUUCCAGAACCAGUGACGGAGAAAAAAUCAGCUUCAGAUGCUAAUGAGAAAGAACCAAUCACUUCAUUUGAGAAAAUAUUGGGUAAAUCUACUGGUUACUUGACUGUAGAAGAAAGUCAGAAGCUGCUGCUUCUUGCUUGUGAACUAAUCAAACAGCACGUUCCAGCAAUGGUGAUGCAGGCUGUUCUUCAGUUAUGUGCUCGCUUGACAAAAACACAUGCUCUAGCUUUGCAAUUUCUUGAGAAUGGAGGCUUAGCUGCUCUCUUUAGUCUUCCAAGAACUUGUUUUUUUCCUGGUUAUGAUACUGUUGCAUCUGCCAUUAUUAGACAUCUCCUUGAAGAUCCUCAGACUUUGCAAACUGCCAUGGAGUUGGAGAUUAGACAGACUUUGAGUGGCAGCAGGCAUGCUGGCCGUGUUUCACCUCGCACAUUUUUAACAUCAAUGGCUCCUGUUAUAUGCAGAGAUCCUGUAGUGUUUAUGAAAGCUGCUACUGCGGUUUGUCAAUUGGAGUCAUCAGGGGGUAGACCCUUUGUAGUUCAAUUGAAGGAAAAGGAGAGAGAGAAAGACAAAUUGAAAGCUUCUGGUGCUGAAGUUGGAUUAGCUUCAAAUGAACCUGUGCGAAUUCCUGAGAAUAAGGUAAAUGAUGGAACAGGUAAGUGUUCCAAAGGCCACAAAAAGAUUCCAGCCAAUCUUGCUCAAGUGAUUGAUCAGCUUCUUGAAAUAGUUCUGAAGUAUCCUUCUGCCAAAGGCCAGGAAGAUAGUGCAACUGGCUUAACUUCUAUGGAGAUUGAUGAACCCACAAGCAAGGUGAAGGGUAAGUCGAAGGUUGAAGAAACUAGGAAAAUGGAGUCUGAAAAUGAAAGAUCUGCAGGGCUUGCUAAGGUGACUUUUGUCCUCAAGUUAUUGAGUGAUAUUCUUUUAAUGUAUGUACAUGCGGUAGGAGUCAUAUUGAAAAGGGAUUCAGAAAUGAGUCAACCCCGUGUUUCUAAUCAAUCAGACUCGUCUGGCAGCCUUGGCAUUGUUCAUCAUAUUUUGCAUAGGUUGCUUCCCUUAUCUGUUGAUAAAUCAUCUGGACUUGAUGAAUGGAGGGACAAGUUGUCUGAAAAAGCUUCUUGGUUUCUGGUGGUUCUGUGUGGCCGUUCCAGUGAAGGCCGUAAAAGAGUGAUUAACGAACUUGUGAAAGCCUUAUCUUCUCUGGCAAAUGUGGAAAGUAAUUCAAUGAAUAGCUCCUUGGUGCCUGACAAAAGGGUUUUUGCUUUUGCUGAUUUGGCAUAUUCAAUUUUGUCAAAGAACUCAUCAUCAAGCAACUUACCUGGCACUGGCUGCUCACCAGAUAUAGCAAAAAGCAUGAUUGAAGGAGGAGUAGUUCAGUGUCUAACCAAUAUUCUAGAAGUGAUUGAUUUGGAUCAUUCUGAUGCACCCAAAACUGUAAGUCUGAUGCUCAAGGCUUUGGAAAGCCUGACUAGGGCUGCUAAUGCAAAUGAGCAGGUUUUCAAGUUUGAAUGUUUCAACAAGAAGAAGUCAUUGUCUUCAAACGGAAGACAUGCUGAUCAGGUAACUAUAUCUGCUGCUGAGGAGACAGAGCACAACCAGAAUGGGGGUGGUCAGCAAGCAGUUGUAGAUGCAGAGACAACUGAACAACAACAUCAAGCUACUUUGCAAAUUGAAGACAAUCACAACGCAAACUCAGAUGAUCCUAUCGAGCAAGAUAUGAGAGUUGAAGUGGAGCCUGUAGCUAGCAGCAGACCAGUGGAACUUGGGAUGGAUUUCAUGCGUGAAGAAAUGGAAGGAGGUGUGUUGCACAAUGCUGACCAAAUUGAGAUGACAUUCCGGGUGGAGAAUAGGGCAGAUGAUGAUAUGGCUGAUGAGGAUGAUGACAUGGCAGAUGAUGGGGAGGAUGAUGAGGAUGAUGAUGAGGGGGAGGAUGAGGAUGAGGAUAUAGCUGAAGAUGGUGCUGGAAUGAUGUCUCUAGCUGAUACUGAUGUGGAGGACCAUGAUGAUACUGGUUUGGGAGAUGACUAUAACGAUGACAUGAUUGAUGAAGAAGAUGAUGACUUUCAUGAGCGGGUCAUAGAGGUAAGGUGGAGGGAGGCCCUUGAUGGGUUAGAUCAUCUGCAGGUACUUGGGCAACCUGGAACUGCAAGUGGUUUAAUUGAUGUGGCUGCUGAACCUUUUGAAGGUGUGAAUGUGGAUGAUCUCUUCGGUCUUCGUAGGCCUGUAGGUUUUGAACGCAGGCGAUCUAAUGGUAGGUCUUCCUUUGAUCGUUCUGUUACAGAAGUAAAUGGCUUUCAACAUCCUCUUCUGUUAAGACCAUCCCAGUCAGGAGACUUGAGCUUGAUGUGGUCAUCCGGUGGGAAUUCAUCCAGGGAUUUGGAAGCUUUCUCAUCUGGGAGUUUUGAUGUUACCCAUUUUUACAUGUUUGAUGCUCCUGGUCUGCCAUUUGAUCAUGCACCAAAUAGCCUGUUUGGUGAUCGAUUGGGUAGUGCAGCACCCCCACCCUUGACUGAUUAUUCUGUAGGCAUGGACUCAUUACAUCUGCAAGGGAGAAGGGGGCCUGGUGAUGGACGGUGGACUGAUGAUGGUCAGCCACAAGCAAGUGCUCAAGCUGCAGCAAUUGCACAGGCUGUAGAGGAACAGUUUGUAUCUCAUUUGCGCAGUACAGCUCCAGCCAACAAUUUAGCAGAAAGGCAGUCACAAAAUUCUGGAGUCCAGGAGUCGCAACCAUCAGAUGCUCCUCCAUCAAAUGAUGGGAAGGCUGUGGUAGAGGGAGAGAACACCAGUAGUCAGCAGAGUGAAGAUCAGCAGCAAGAAAAUAACAAUGGAAUUUCACAGGAACUUAAUCCAACAGGUGAAAGUGUUACAUGUCAAGGGCAGCUGAAUCCUCAGUCUGGUGACAUGGCUGAAUCUAUUCAAAGACAUGAAGGGAUAUUAACUCAAACGUUUUCUUUGAACAAUGCACCAGAUGAGCAUGAUAACAUGGAAAUUGGAGAUGGGAAUGGCACAACAGCUGCUGAUCAAGUAGAGCAAAUUUCUGAAAUGGUUAACUUGCCUGAGGGGGGUUCUGUUGUGCCUGGAAACCUUUCACCACAGGCCAUGGUUGAUGAUGGAUUGUCAGGAGGAGAUGGUCAGGCAGGUAAUCGUAUUUUGACAGGUUCUGGUUCGGAGAUGCCUAGCCCAGGUGAUUCUAAUGGGUCUUCGGUUCAUGAGCGUAUUGAUGUGGACAUGAAUACUGCUAAUGCUGAAGAGAACCAAACUGAUCAAUCAAUUCCUCAUGAAAUUGGUGCAGAGGAGCCAGGCACACUUGAUUCUCAGGAUGCUAAUCAGGCUGAUCAAGCUAGUGCUAAUAUUGAGGGUCCUGGUUCUAAUGCCAUUGACCCUACCUUCUUGGAGGCAUUACCUGAAGAUUUACGGGCAGAAGUUUUGGCUUCCCAACAAGCCCAAUCUGUUCAACCUCCAACUUAUGUACCACCUUCAGCAGAUAAUAUUGACCCUGAGUUCUUAGCUGCUCUUCCACCAGACAUUCAGGCAGAAGUAUUAGCACAGCAAAGAGCACAGAGAGUUGCACAGCAAGCUGAGGGUCAACCUGUGGAUAUGGAUAACGCUUCUAUCAUUGCCACUUUCCCUGCUGAUCUGCGUGAAGAGGUGCUUUUGACUUCUUCAGAAGCAGUUUUGUCUGCAUUACCAUCUCCUUUACUUGCUGAGGCUCAAAUGCUUAGGGAUAGAGCAAUGAGUCAUUACCAGGCACGCAGUUUGUUUGGAGGUAGCCAUAGGCUAAGUAAUCGGAGGAAUGGUUUGGGUUUGGAUAGGCAAACAGUGAUGGACAGGGGUGUUGGAAUUACAUUGGGCCGAAGGCCUGGUUCUACCAUUUCAGAUAGCUUAAAAGUGAAGGAAAUUGAAGGGGAGCCUCUUCUGAACUCCAAUUCUUUGAAAGCUUUAAUUCGCCUUCUACGGCUAGCACAGCCCCUUGGGAAAGGCCUUCUGCAGAGGCUUCUGUUAAAUCUUUGUGCGCAUAGUGCUACUAGGGCAACUUUGGUAAAGCUCUUGCUUGAUAUGAUUAGAUCUGAAGUUGAAGGCUCAAGCAGUGGUUUGUCAACAAUUAAUUCCCAAAGGCUUUAUGGUUGCCAUUCAAAAGUUGUUUAUGGUCGGUCACAGGUGUUUGAUGGUCUUCCACCUCUUGUACUACGUCGUGUUCUUGAAAUUUUGACUUAUUUGGCUACAAAUCAUUCUGCCGUUUCAAAUAUGCUGUUCCACUAUGAUCCUUCAAUUCUUUCUGAGCCUUUGAGCCCCCAAAACCCUGAAACCAAGAAAGAUAAAGGCAAGGAGAAAAUCAUGGAUGGAGAAUCAUCAAAACCCUUGGGAAACUCUCAAGGGGAUAUCCCUCUAAUAUUAUUUCUUAAGCUCUUGAACCGUCCGCUGUUUUUGCUCAGCACUACCCAUCUUGAGCAGGUUGUAGGCUUGCUUCAAGUGGUUGUCUACACAGCAGCAUCAAAAUUAGAAAGCUGGUCACUCUCUCAUUUAGCUGUUGAUAAUUCAAGUUCUCAGAACCUGCUCAAUGAAGAAGCUUCUGGUGAUGCACAUAAGGACCUUUCUUUGACAGAACAAGAGUCUAAUCAAGAGAAGCGGACCAAUGCUGAAUCCUCUGGAUCUAAAGGCAAUAAAAAUGUGGACUUUCAUAAUAUUUUCUUGCAGCUACCAGAAUCUGAUUUGUGCAAUUUGUGUAGUCUUCUUGGUCGUGAGGGGUUGUCAGAUAAAGUUUAUAUGUUAGCUGGUGAGGUGCUGAAGAAACUGGCAUCAGUUGCUGUGACCCAUCGGAAAUUCUUUACCUCAGAGCUUUCAGAAUUAGCUCAUGGUUUGAGUAGUUCGGCUGUCAAUGAGCUUGUAACACUGAGGAAUACACAGAUGCUGGGUCUUAGUGCAGGUUCCAUGGCAGGAGCUGCUAUUCUACGUGUGCUACAAGUGCUUAGCUCACUCACUUCAACUAAUGUUGGUGAUGAUACACCUGAGGGUGGUGAUGAUGAACAGGAAGAGCAAGCUACCAUGUGGAAGUUAAAUGUAUCAUUAGAGCCAUUGUGGGAAGAAUUGAGUAAUUGUAUUGGCAUGACUGAGGCACAGCUGGCUCAGAGCUCACUCUGUCCAACUGUAUCUAAUAUAAAUGUUGGGGAGCAUCUUCAAGGAGCAUCCUCGUCAUCACCACUUCCUCCUGGGACUCAGAGACUUCUUCCUUUCAUUGAGGCCUUCUUCGUUUUGUGUGAAAAGCUACAUGCCAAUCAUUGUAUCAUGCAACAAGAUCAUGUAAAUGUGACUGCACAAGAAGUAAAAGAGUCUGCUGAGUGUUCUGUUACCUUACCCUCUAAAUGCGGUGGGGAUUAUCAGAAGAAGCUUGAUGGUUCUGUCACAUUCGCAAGGUUUGCCGAGAAGCAUCGUAGACUUCUGAACGCUUUUGUUAGGCAAAAUCCUGGCUUGCUAGAAAAACCGCUAUCUAUGUUGCUGAAAGCUCCAAGGUUGAUCGACUUUGAUAACAAGAGAGCAUAUUUCCGUUCAAGAAUAAGGCAACAGCAUGAACAGCAUCUUGCUGGUCCACUGCGGAUAAGUGUGCGGCGGGCAUAUGUUUUGGAGGACUCUUACAAUCAAUUACGAAUGCGACCUACUCAGGAUCUGAAAGGUCGCUUGAACGUGCAGUUUCAAGGGGAAGAGGGCAUUGAUGCCGGUGGACUGACUAGAGAAUGGUAUCAGUUACUCUCAAGGGUCAUAUUUGAUAAAGGUGCAUUACUUUUUACUACUGUGGGGAGCAAUGCAACUUUCCAGCCAAAUCCCAAUUCUGUUUACCAGACCGAGCAUCUUUCUUACUUCAAAUUCGUUGGUCGCGUGGUUGCAAAGGCACUAUUUGAUGGUCAACUUUUGGAUGUUUAUUUUACUCGAUCCUUCUACAAGCACAUUCUUGGUGUUAAGGUGACCUACCAUGAUAUAGAGGCAGUUGAUCCUGAUUAUUACAAGAAUCUGAAGUGGAUGCUGGAGAAUGAUGUAAGCGACAUUCCUGACCUGACUUUCAGCAUGGAUGCUGAUGAAGAGAAGCACAUACUUUAUGAAAAAACUGAGGUCACUGAUUAUGAGCUCAAACCUGGAGGAAGAAAUAUCAGGGUUACUGAAGAAACAAAACAUGAAUAUGUAGACCUUGUUGCUGAUCAUAUCUUGACAAAUGCUAUCCGUCCUCAAAUCAAUUCCUUCCUUGAGGGAUUUAAUGAAUUGGUGCCACGUGAACUCAUUUCAAUUUUUAAUGAUAAAGAGCUCGAGUUACUAAUCAGUGGACUUCCUGAAAUUGAUUUGGAUGAUCUAAAGGCUAACACAGAGUAUACUGGCUAUACGGCUGCAUCUCCUGUUAUUCAAUGGUUUUGGGAAGUUGUUAAAGCUUUUAGUAAAGAGGACAUGGCAAGAUUGCUUCAGUUUGUAACUGGAACAUCAAAGGUGCCAUUGGAGGGUUUUAAGGCACUGCAGGGUAUCUCUGGUCCACAAAAAUUUCAGAUUCACAAGGCUUUUGGAGCUCCUGAGCGGCUGCCUUCUGCCCAUACAUGCUUUAAUCAGUUAGAUCUUCCUGAGUAUUCAUCAAAGGAACAGCUUCAGGAACGUCUGCUGCUGGCUAUCCAUGAAGCUAGUGAAGGGUUUGGCUUUGGAUGAACAGAGUUUGUAUUACGAUGAAGUCAAUGUCCCUGCAAUGCCGGCAGUCCAUUUAAAGAUCUAUAUUGAAUAUAAGCUUUUUCAUUAGAUUUUGGUUGGUGAAGAGAAGGUAGUAAUGUUGACAAUGGGAUAUGGCAUGCUCAAAAUGAUGUAGAAAUGGAGGGGAAGGUUGGUUGUGCUGCCUUUAUAAUUUCAAAAGUGGAGAGCUUAUAUUCUAGACAAACACUGAAGAGGAUAAAAGAUGAUAUUUUUUUGUAGUUGAUUGAAUGAUGGUUCUUUCUUCUAUUGUUAAUAUUUUUAUCUAAUUCUUGAAAAUGGCUGCCUAUAUUUCUCUUUUUGGAUCAGCCCAUCUCUCUCUAGACCUCAACUACUUCUUAGUAGUUCAUUUAAUAAUAAUAUAGCGAUUGUUUAUAUUAUCAUAUCAAA